GCAGGCGCAUUCGCAUUUAGCAGCGUUGCUAGGUUACACUGGUUCUGCGUAGGAAGAUUCUAAGUCGUUGGGCUUAGUCCCUGAGACAUUGAGGCGAGGCCCACUUGCCUUAUUGCUGGCGCGGGAGUGUAUCGCACUAGAGGCGGUGAAACCUGUGUCACUGAAGCCUGUCGGCUUCAUUAUGAAAAAGAGAUCUACAGCGCGGAAUGGGUGGGGCCUGCUGCGCUUCGGCUUCAACCUCAGGCCUCUGAGGGUCAGGUCGCCGCCUAUGACUAUGACUGUUGACAGCUUCCACAGCCCCGGUCCCGGAUACCACAUCAGAUAUCAAGAUCUCCGGGGAAUCCACAGAGCUGUGAUUGAGGGCGAUACAGAAAAAAUGCAGGAGAUACAGCAGUUGCUGGUUUUUGGUUUACAUGACUUAAAUAAAAGGGACAGGAAGAACAGGACGGCUCUCCACUUGGCGUGUGCCAUUGGGAGUGUAGAUAUGGUGAAGAUCCUGGUACUUUCUCAAUGCCAGCUAAACCUCCGUGAUGGAGAAAACAGGACAGCUCUCGUGAAGGCUGUACAAUGCCAAGAAGAGGCAUGUGUAGAUAUUCUUCUCAGAAAAGGUGCUGAUGUAAAUACUAAGGAUUUCAAGGACAACACCGCUCUCCAUUAUGCGGCCUAUGAGGGAAAUAUCUCAAUAGCACGCAAGCUGCUUUUGAAUAAAGGAGAUAUAGAGGCCAAAAACAAGGAUGGCCUCACACCGCUUCUAGUUGCUGUAAAUGAAAAAAAGAGAAAA
Canis lupus familiaris (dog) is the source of this 781-nucleotide messenger RNA. Its product is annotated as putative ankyrin repeat domain-containing protein 20A5. The transcript has 4 exons. The record is from RefSeq and is a predicted model, not a curated record. Gene Ontology annotation, molecular function: protein binding. The annotation marks the transcript as partial. NCBI's taxonomy places the organism in Eukaryota, Metazoa, Chordata, Mammalia, Carnivora, Canidae.